AUGGCAUUCGUUGGUGUCCCAUGUCGGUCCUCCGCAGAUGUAGAGUUGAAAAGACCUAUCCGACUUUUUGUUGAAAAAACCUAUGGUUCGGCAACUUUAGAUGCUGUUUCCGCGUCAAUAGAGAAGCUUAAUGAUUUACGUAGAGGCACUAUUCAGAGGUUGCGUGAUCGAACGCUAUCCGCCGCCCAUCAGAUUGCCAAAAUCAUUUUAAAAAGCUCGAGAGGCACCAAGGUUAGAAAUGGUGAAACCUCUUCAGUCGAACAGCAUCACAAAUCAUUCGAUCUUUGGUCGAAACGCCUAAACACAACUCUAACUUGGUCCACCAAAACAACACUGGUCAAAAGGACAAACGAAUCACCCGAUGUGUGGAACUCCGCUUUCGCCAUGAUUAAGAAGACCAUUGAGAAACUUUUUCUUGUUUCAUUUCCAAGCGUCAGUUCACACUUGGAUUUCCUUUCCGAUCGACGAAAAGAAAAGUCAUUCCCAGCCCCGCAGAUGAUGCUGAAGAAGACCCGGAUACAGAAAAAACAUCAGCACUUCAUUGCGGAAUUCAUGCGACAUGAUUCUCACUGA
Molecule: messenger RNA, 573 nt
Organism: Opisthorchis viverrini
Lineage: Eukaryota; Metazoa; Platyhelminthes; Trematoda; Opisthorchiida; Opisthorchiidae
Exons: 4
Coding region: 1-573 (190 amino acids)
Source: RefSeq, a predicted model, not a curated record